UCCACAGCGUCACUUCGAGCUGUCACACGGUCAGAGACGGACCUCCCAGGGACAAGGAACACUCACUACGUCACCACCAAGUCCCCUAACUAUCACCACCACCAAGUCCACAAGAAACAGUCCCAUUGUUUAGUUUCCAGUCGCUAUAAUGAGUUCUUGAAGGCCGGCCAUCACCACAAAAAAAAGUCCAACGGGGAACUAACAUGUGCAGGCGAGGUGACGUGAUGUGGCUGACGGUCUGUGUCGUUGUUUUCAUUGCUGCUACAGUACAGAGUAGCGGCCACCAAUCACAGGACCUUGACAAACGUCUGGGUCCUGGGUCACCUCCUGCCGCGUCUGAAGGGCAGUCCAGGAGGCUAGGAGGAAGAAUCGAUGAGGAUGAAGAAGGUCAGGAAGCUCAGGGAGGUCAGGGAGGCCAGGAAGACUCACCCCGGGAAGCUAGGUCAUUCUGGGCCAUGAGAGGAAAGCGUCCAUCAUCUGAGCUCUUGCAUCAACACCACCAAAAACGAUCUGGUUCCUCGGGGUGGUCAUCUAACGACGAUGAAGACGCGUCCGACGGUGAGAGGAGUGUAGCAGGGAGGAGGAGGAGCUUCGGCGGGAGUGGCAGCAGCAGUGGGACCUUCUGGGUGGCACGAGGGAAGAAGGCUAUGAGGGAAUACCUGCCUCUCUACUGGGGGUCCAAUCAGAACAUGUGGGGGGAGACGCCCUUCAGGAGGUGGCCGUCUACUGAAGGAGUGGAAGCCUCGUCCUCCCAACAGCAGCACCGACAGCUCCCCCAGCCGUCUACUCGCCUCCAGGUCAACUCGGGCUGGGAAUCGAACCAAAGUCUCUGGGGCAAACGCGACGGGGGAGGACCAUUCUGGAUAGCCAGGGGGAAGCGACAGGAAACUGAAGGUAACGGUGGGCCAUUUUGGAUCGCUCGGGGCAAAAAGGACAUAGAUUCUGGGGUCUCCUGGGGCGCUGUGGCACAAGACGACGAUGGCCAAUGGCAAGACGACGUGACGUACCCCCAUAAACGACAAGACGGAGGACCUUUCUGGAUUAGUCGUGGCAAGAAGGACACCCCAGCACUGCUUCCUGUAGGUCACCCGUCGCUGUGGGGCAACAGAGGCAGGAAGUCUGAGGACGAGAGGACCUUCUGGGUAGCUCGUGGCAAGAAAGACGCGGUAGACGGGAGGGCGCCAUUUUGGAUCUCCCGAGGUAAGAAAGAGAACAAGGGAAACGAGAGUGAACUCUUUUGGAUCUCCCGAGGUAAGAGAGAAGGCGAGGCUCCUCCAUUCUGGGUCUCAAGAGGCAAGAAAGAGGGAGAGGAAACCCACCCCUUCUGGGUCUCAAGAGGCAAGAAAGAGGGAGAGGAAACCCACCCCUUCUGGGUCUCAAGAGGCAAGAAAGAGUCCGAGUGGAGUAAGAGGAAGGGCCCGGGACCACCUACACCCACCUACACACAGCUCCACGCCGACCACAUCACAGACCCAGUAAUGGCGUACGUCCUCCACACGCUACUAGACCAAUACAACGACACACUGACGGACGCAGACGAAGGCGACGACGAAUUACACGAUGAUCCCCACCACUACCAACCACAGCAACAUGGUCACAAGGGUAAGAAAGACACAACAUAUGGCCCUAUAGAUGACCCAUUCGUUAAGGGAUUCCUGGCCCUUAGAGGGUGAGCUGUGGCCCCCAUCCUCUGUGGCCCCCAUCCUCUGUGGCCCCCAUCCUCUCAACACGACCAAUAAUAACAAGGGUGAAUAAAUACUUUGAGUGAGGGUUGAUCAUGUCGUUCAGUGUGUGUGUCGUUCUUGUGGGGGAAAACGACUAAAUUCUAAGUUGUAGCUUGACGACCCCUUGAAGUGUGUGUGUGUGUCGUAGGAAAAAAACGACUAAAUUCUAAGUUGUAGCUUGACGACUCCUACAACUGAGAGUCGUUCUUGAGGGUCAAAAACACGACAACUAAUUUCCAAAGUUUUAACUCAUGAAUCCAAGAACUGUCGUUUUUAAAGCCACAAAGACGACAACAACUUCCCAAUAUCAACAAGUUGUAGCCAAUUUGUCUCUCUCUAGUUCCGGGGAAGCCACAACAACAACAACAACAACAAUCUUUUACGAUGGUGUUUAUUCUAAGUUAUAAAAAACCCCAAUUAAUUUCUAAGUUUUUAUUCAACCCUUUAAGUACGAUGAUUUAAGAUAUAAACCUUUUUUGAGGACGAUGGUUUAACCCCUUGAAGAUGAGGGUUUAAGUCAUAACCCUUUGAGGAUAAUGAUAUAACCCUUUGAGGACGAUGAUUUAACCCUUUGGAAACGAUGGUUUUAAGUUUCAAACAUAUCCACGAAUACAUGACAGAACCUAACCUAACCAAACCAACCACAACCAAAACAAACCUAACCAAUAAGAAGAGAGCAAAGACGGGAGAUAAACACAACAAAGGACCAAUCACAGCCCACCAUACCCGUGUACUAAGUGGAGUCUAACCAAAGGGUGGAAAACACAAUUAAACAUUUAAAGGGUAAGGGGGGGGGGGAUAGUUGUGACAUGUAACCCUACCUAUCGUGUGUCGUGAGCUCACAACACAGGUUCCUUUGACUACACGAGGCUGGAUAUAUAUGUGUGUGUGUGUGUUCGAGGCACCGUGAGUGUACUGGGAAUAAAAUAUAACAAUAAAGUUGUUUU
This is a messenger RNA of Homarus americanus (American lobster), 2671 nucleotides long. RefSeq names its product protein RNA-directed DNA methylation 3-like. The record is from RefSeq and is a predicted model, not a curated record. The transcript has 3 exons. Bases 204 to 1673 code for a protein of 489 amino acids. Lineage: Eukaryota; Metazoa; Arthropoda; Malacostraca; Decapoda; Nephropidae.